Messenger RNA from Mus caroli (Ryukyu mouse), 3127 nucleotides. NCBI's taxonomy places the organism in Eukaryota, Metazoa, Chordata, Mammalia, Rodentia, Muridae. The record is from RefSeq and is a predicted model, not a curated record.
GUGCCGCGGCGGCGGCGGACGGCCCAGCCAGAGCGCGAGGGGCUCAGGGGCGUGCGGGGGUCUCGGUGUAGCAGCAGGGACCCCGGGGCCCAGAGACAGCGCUGCCCGGGGCCGCCGGGAGGAGCGCGGGCGGUCCGGCGGCGGCGCGAUGCCGCUCGCCCAGCUCAAGGAGCCCUGGCCGCUCAUGGAGCUGGUGCCGCUGGACCCGGAGAAUGGCCAGGCUUCAGGGGAAGAAGCUGGACUUCAGCCAUCCAAGGAGGAGGCCAUCCUCAAGGAGAUCUCCAUCACACACCACGUCAAGGCUGGCUCUGAGAAGGCCGAUCCAUCCCAGUUUGAGCUCCUCAAGGUUCUGGGCCAAGGAUCCUUUGGCAAAGUCUUCCUGGUACGCAAGGUCACCCGGCCUGACAGUGGGCACUUGUAUGCCAUGAAAGUAUUAAAGAAGGCCACACUGAAAGUGCGCGACCGUGUUCGGACCAAGAUGGAGAGAGACAUCCUUGCUGACGUGAACCACCCAUUCGUGGUGAAGCUGCAUUAUGCCUUCCAGACUGAGGGCAAGCUCUAUCUUAUUCUGGACUUCCUGCGUGGUGGAGACCUGUUCACACGACUCUCAAAGGAGGUCAUGUUUACAGAGGAGGAUGUGAAGUUUUACCUGGCUGAGCUGGCACUGGGCCUGGACCACCUGCACAGCUUGGGCAUUAUUUACAGAGACCUCAAGCCUGAGAAUAUCCUUUUGGAUGAGGAGGGCCACAUCAAACUCACUGACUUUGGCCUGAGCAAGGAGGCCAUAGACCAUGAGAAGAAGGCUUACUCCUUCUGCGGGACAGUGGAGUACAUGGCGCCCGAGGUUGUCAACCGCCAGGGUCACACUCACAGUGCGGACUGGUGGUCCUAUGGCGUUCUGAUGUUUGAGAUGCUGACGGGCUCCCUGCCCUUCCAGGGGAAGGACCGGAAGGAGACCAUGACCUUGAUUUUGAAGGCGAAGCUAGGCAUGCCCCAGUUUCUGAGCACGGAAGCCCAGAGCCUCCUGCGGGCCCUGUUCAAGAGGAAUCCUGCCAAUCGGCUUGGCUCGGGCCCUGAUGGGGCAGAGGAAAUCAAGAGACAUAUCUUCUACUCCACCAUUGACUGGAAUAAGCUCUACCGGCGUGAGAUCAAGCCCCCUUUCAAGCCGGCUGUGGCCCAGCCCGAUGACACCUUCUACUUUGAUACCGAGUUCACGUCACGCACACCCAGGGGUACACCUAUGAUGGAGAGGCUCCGGCAGCGCAGAGGGGACAGUGCCCGCAGGCUGGAUGAGCUGGGAAACCUGACGUCCAGCCAGAUACUGCCAGUGUACGAUGACGGUAAGCAUGUCUACCUGGUGACAGAGCUGAUGAGGGGCGGCGAGCUGCUGGAUAAGAUCCUACGGCAGAAAUUCUUCUCAGAGCGGGAGGCCAGCUUCGUCCUGCACACGAUCAGCAAGACUGUGGAAUACCUACACUCUCAAGGGCCUCUGCACCGUAGCAUCCAGGGUCAGGCUGACUCGUGUCUCCUGCAGCAACUCCACGGGAAGAACUUGGUUUUCAGUGACGGCUACGUAGUAAAGGAGACGAUUGGCGUGGGCUCCUACUCUGUGUGUAAGCGCUGUGUCCACAAGGCCACCAACAUGGAGUAUGCUGUCAAGGUCAUCGACAAGAGCAAAAGAGAUCCCUCAGAAGAGAUUGAGAUUCUUCUGCGGUAUGGCCAGCACCCCAACAUCAUCACCCUGAAAGAUGUUGUUCACAGAGAUCUCAAACCCAGUAAUAUUCUCUAUGUGGAUGAGUCUGGGAACCCCGAGUGCCUGCGCAUCUGUGACUUUGGCUUUGCCAAGCAGCUGCGGGCCGAGAACGGACUCCUCAUGACACCUUGCUACACAGCCAACUUUGUGGCACCUGAGGUGCUGAAGCGCCAGGGCUACGAUGAAGGCUGUGACAUAUGGAGCCUGGGCAUUCUGCUGUACACGAUGCUGGCAGGAUACACUCCAUUCGCCAAUGGGCCCAGUGACACCCCAGAGGAGAUCCUCACCCGGAUCGGCAGCGGGAAGUUCACCCUCAGUGGGGGAAACUGGAACACGGUUUCAGAGACAGCCAAGGACUUGGUAUCUAAGAUGCUGCAUGUGGACCCCCACCAGCGCCUCACAGCCAAGCAGGUCCUGCAGCACCCAUGGAUCACCCAGAAAGACAAGCUUCCCCAGAGCCAGUUGUCCCACCAAGACCUGCAGCUCGUCAAGGGAGCCAUGGCGGCUACGUACUCUGCUCUCAAUAGCUCCAAACCCACCCCUCAGCUCAAGCCAAUUGAGUCGUCUAUCCUGGCCCAGCGGCGGGUGAGGAAGCUGCCAUCCACCACCCUGUGAGCCGCAGUGCAGACGAACUCCUCAGAGGCAGAGGCCUUCCCAGAGAGAGCAAGCCUGGGUCACAGGAAUGGAGUUCUAAAGGAAGUAACCAGCCCAGAUCUCCCGUGAGCGUGUGAAGUGCCUUCCUCCCCGGGACGGGCUCUUCUGGGCUCGGGCUCCACCGUGUGAAAGCCACUCACUGUACAAACUAUUUUUUAAGAAAAAAAAAAAAAAAUGGCAUCAUCUCCCAUGAAUUUUUUACAAGAUCCAUUUGCCUUCUUGGCCAUCGCAGUCCCAGGAGGAACAACGAGUCACAUGUGUGGCCGAGACUCCCUUGGUAGCUUUGGGGCCCUCCCCGCUGUUGGCCGUGGGGCCAUCUGCACAUGACUUCGAGAAGGUCCAGCGUCGCCUCUCAGAGCUGUCUCCUGGCUCCUCAGCAGAACUUGGUCCCCAGCCGUCUCUUUUUCCGUUCUGUUCUGGGGUUCUAGAACCACUUUCUGCUAGAGCAAGGGACCCCCCCACACCCUGUCAGCUCUUGGCUCCAGGCACCAGCAUCCACAACACCCAUCCUCGGUGGGUCCCUGCGGUGGGAUCGGACAACCCCAUGGAGAGGAAGCAGAAAGCACUUUUGGGGAAACCUGCUGUCUGCCGCUAGACAGAGUUCACAGGAGACCAGGGAGGCGGUCCCCGGGCGAUGAGGGCUUUUUCAUUUCCUCCUCAGCUGGUAACUCAGGGUUCAUCUGUCCAAGGCCUUUCUAAUAAACUUACAAUCCAGUCAAA